AUGCCAGCAUCAGUGGAAGUCAGUGUCACUCAGGCCAGGGUUACUCUCAGAGUACCAGUUGUGAUUAAAGCUUUAGUAUUUAAACCUUCUGAGAUUAUAAUGUCCACAGAAGCCAGAAAAAUAUCCGAAAUAAUUCUGGAUUUUGUUUUGUCUUUCACUAUUUCUAACAUUGGGAUCGUUGCUAACGUCUUAGUCAUUAUGGUUUUUAUCAAGCAAGGAUUUAAAGAGAGCGUUAACAUUUCAAUGACCACCAUUGCUGUUUGGGAUCUGGCCAAGUGUCUAGCUGCCUCAAUGCAGAGAAUGGCAGGCCCCAUGGCCACUUGGUCAGAGGCGGACGCCGAAAGCUGGACAAAUAUUAGUGUGGUUGCUUUUAACCACCUGAUCUGUUACUCCACUUAUGUUACCAGUGUUCUGGCUGCCUAUGUUGCCGUUGAGAGAUGUCUGUGUGUGUGUAUACCGUUUAAGGUUAAGUGGCUGAUCACCCCAAAAGUAGCUCUCUCAAUCAGUUUGACUAUAUCGGUGGUAAUAUUUGGACUGUUUGUGGUCAUGUCUGGUAUUUACGACAUCGUUUGGGUGUACAGUGACGUAUACAAUCAAACUAUUGCGAUUUACUUAAAAAACGACUUCUAUUAUGCAAACGAAUAUCUAUUAUUUGAAUACUAUAAUUUAUCUGGAAUACUGUGGCCGUUGGUUAGUUUUGUGGUUAUCGUUUUCUGCACUUUGAUCAUCGUGUAUAAACUUAAGGAAAGCACUAAAUUCCGCUCUGGUCACGCAGAGGCCAAAGGUCAAAGUACAAUCCAGCUAAGUACCAGAGACAAGCAAGUCGUCAAAAUGUUGCUAGUUAUAGUUGGAGUAUACGUUUUCAGCCUUUUCCCAAGAAUCGCCCAUUACAUCGCAAAGUAUAUUAUACACGAGUUUUACUUUCUUCGACUGUAUCAUAAUUUCUUUGUGUUUGUUUGUUACUUCUUAUGGAUAUUCGACUUGAUUAAUGGUGCCGUUAACUUCUUUAUUUUUUUCGCCAUGAGUACUUCAUUUAGGGCUACGUUUUACAAAAUGUUUAAAAGACAAACGCAAGCUAAAAGUAAUAGCCUUACAGAAAAUAGUAACAUCGAUGCUUAA
Messenger RNA from Candidula unifasciata, 1119 nucleotides. The record is from the annotation of a GenBank genome assembly. NCBI's taxonomy places the organism in Eukaryota, Metazoa, Mollusca, Gastropoda, Stylommatophora, Geomitridae.